This is a messenger RNA of Coregonus clupeaformis (lake whitefish), 5696 nucleotides long. RefSeq names its product trichohyalin. The record is from RefSeq and is a predicted model, not a curated record. The transcript is spliced from 31 exons. NCBI's taxonomy places the organism in Eukaryota, Metazoa, Chordata, Actinopteri, Salmoniformes, Salmonidae. Bases 56 to 5560 code for a protein of 1834 amino acids.
AGCAAAGAGAACGGUGGAAGAAGCAAAGAGAAAGGUGGAAGAAGCAAAGAGAAAGAUGGGAGAAGAACAACAGAUGCUGAAAAAGCAAGCCAGGCUAACGGAGACCCUGAGCGAUAGAAAAAGAAGAGACGGGGAAGAGAGAAAGGAAGAUGAAAAUAAGUGUGUGAAGGAAGCAAGGGAAGGAGACAGGAGAGAGCUCCUGAAAGAAAAGAGACUAAGUGCAGAAGAAAAUAUGACACACAUGGAGAAACAAACUAGAGAGCUGGAGGAGGAGAGGAAGAGAGAAGUUGAGAGUCAGCUUAGAGAAGAGUUGAGAGAAAGGAAAGGCGAAAGAAAGCACGAGGAGGACAUGAAAAUAAGGAAACUGGAAGACACGGAGAGAGGUGAGAUUUUAGGAAAAAUGAGAGAGUUGGAGGAGAUGACAAUAAAGAUGGAAAGACAGCAUGCAGAGAAGACAGCGAUGGAGAAGGAGGAAAGAAAGAGGGUGGAAGACACAGUGGGGAAGAAAAAGGUGAAAAAGAUAAUCUUGGAAGUGUGGGAAUUUCACUUUGGAAGUGAUGAAAGUUCGGAGAGUGACGAUAGCGAAAGUGAGGAAACACCAGACAGUGAUACUGCAAUUGUCAAAACAACCGAAAAGGUUGAGAAGGAAAACAGUUCAGAUGAGAUGAAAGACAACAGUGUGGGGGUAUGUCAAGAUAGUGACACAUCUGUGAUUGAGGAAAUCAACAUGAAGAAAGACAUGGUUGACAAAGACAAUACAGACAACAACGUUGGUAAAGAGAAAACAACCCAAAACAACGAAAAGAAAGAGGAGGGUGAGAGAAAAGAGGGUCAAAGCCAAGACACAGAGACAUACAAAACAGAUGGAGCAACAGAAUCUGACGAGCUCACUUUGACUCCUGGAAAGGGGUCAGAUAGCAAUGACUGUGAGAGUGUCAAAUCCAACCAAGUGGAAGAAGAGGAUGACCAAAAGGACAAAGGAGAGUUAGAGAGUCAGGAGGAGAGGAAGGAGGACAGGAUACUUCCUGGAGUAGAGGGAGAGACUCAGCAUCCUCAGGAAGACCAAUCGGAAACGUCAAAAGAUUUCUCCAUCUUUGAUGUGGCAGAGGUGAAGACUCAGGACCCUGAUGAGGAUCAACCAGAAAAGGUCAAAGAUUCCUCCAUCUUCUCAGCUGGUGCUGAGGUCAAACAGACCCAGUGCAAAGAUGUCUCCAUGGUUACUGCAACUGAGUCAAAGACUCUGAAUCCUCAGAAGGACCAGCCAGCAAAGUAUAAAGAAUUCUCUGUGUAUUCCACGGGCAGUCGAGGCGUGGCCAAGGUCCCCCAGGUUCUGCAGGUCAAAGUGAGUAAUAAAAGUGAGAGUGUCCAAAAGAAAGAUGGGAAUGACAAAGUAACAGCGCCAAAGACAGAUGCAGAGCUCCUUAUGGACAAAUUUGAGAGGAUAGCAGAAGAGGAGAGAAUUUGGCCUUGUCAGAAGGAUAGGAGAGAUAAAGACCAGGCCAAAGAGAUAGAGGGAAAGAGAAAGGAGGAGGAGGUGCUGUCUAAAGAAGAGCAGCGCAGGCUGAGGAAUGAGAAGGCCUUACAGGAACACCUGGACAGGGUAAAGAAUCCGGAAAUGACAGGCAAACAGACCAGACAACCACAAUGUAAAGAUUACUCUAUUUUCACUGCAUCAGGGCUAAAGAGCAAGGACCCGCAUGAUCAACAGUCAGCAAAAUGCAAAGAUUUAUCCAUCUUUUCAGCUGAUGCUCAGACGCAGCAGUGCAAAGAUGUCUCCAUGGUUACUGCAACUGCGUCAAGGACUCUGAAAGCUCAAGAGGACAACCCAGCAAUGUGCAAAGCUGGAGGAAAGACUCAGAACUCUCAGACGGACCAGGCAGCAAAGGUCAAAGGUGAACAGGACCUGACAAGUGGGGGAAUUAAUCAAGAGAAGACGGAGAUAGAGGUCCUUCAGAGAUCUCGUCAGGAACAGCUAGCUAAGUGCAAAGAUUUCUCUGUGUUUUCCACGAGCAGUCAAGGCGUGGCCAAGGUCCCCCAGUUUCUGCAGGUCAAAGUGAGUAAGAAAAGUGAGAGUGUCCAAAAGAAAGAUGGGAAUGACAAAGUAACAGAUCCAAAGACAGUUGCAGAGCUCAUUAUGGACAAAUAUGAGGGGAUGGCAGAAGAGGGGAGAAGGGGGCCUUGUCAGAAGGAUAGGAGAGAUAAAGACCAGGCCAAAGAGAUAGAGGGAAAGAGAAAGGAGGAGGUGCUGUCUAAAGAAGAGCAGCGCAGGCUGAGGAAUGAGAAGGCCUUACAGGAACACCUGGACAGGGUAGAGAGGACAGGCAAACAGACCAGACAGCGCAGGCUGAGGAAUGAGAAGGCCUUACAGGCACACCGGAACAGGGUAGAGAAUCAGGAAGGGACCGGCAAACAGACCAGACAACCACAAUGUAAAGAUUACUCUAUUUUCACUGCAUCAGGGCUAAAGAGCAAGGACCCGCAUGAUCAACAGUCAGCAAAAUGCAAAGAUUUAUCCAUCUUUUCAGCUGAUGCUCAGACGCAGCAGUGCAAAGAUGUCUCCAUGGUUACUGCAACUGCGUCAAGGACUCUGAAAGCUCAAGAGGACAACCCAGCAAUGUGCAAAGCUGGAGGAAAGACUCAGAACACUCAGACGGACCAGGCAGCAAAGGUCAAAGGUGAACAGGACCUGACAAGUGGGGGAAUUAAUCAAGAGAAGACGGAAAUAGAGGUCCUUCAGAGAUCUCGUCAGGAACAGCUAGCUAAGUGCAAAGAUUUCUCUGUGUUUUCCACGAGCAGUCAAGGCGUGGCCAAGGUCCCCCAGUUUCUGCAGGUCAAAGUGAGUAAGAAAAGUGAGAGUGUCCAAAAGAAAGAUGGGAAUGACAAAGUAACAGAUCCAAAGACAGUUGCAGAGCUCAUUAUGGACAAAUAUGAGGGGAUGGCAGAAGAGGGGAGAAGGGGGCCUUGUCAGAAUGAUAGGAGAGAUAAAGACCAGGCCAAAGAGAUAGAGGGAAAGAGAAAGGAGGAGGAGGUGCUGUCUAAAGAAGAGCAGCGCAGGCUGAGGAAUGAGAAGGCCUUACAGGAACACCUGGACAGGGUAGAGAGGACAGGCAAACAGACCAGACAGCGCAGGCUGAGGAAUGAGAAGGCCUUACAGGCACACCGGAACAGGGUAGAGAAUCAGGAAGGGACCGGCAAACAGACCAGACAACCACAAUGUAAAGAUUACUCUAUUUUCACUGCAUCAGGGCUAAAGAGCAAGGACCCGCAUGAUCAACAGUCAGCAAAAUGCAAAGAUUUAUCCAUCUUUUCAGCUGAUGCUCAGACGCAGCAGUGCAAAGAUGUCUCCAUGGUUACUGCAACUGCGUCAAGGACUCUGAAAGCUCAAGAGGACAACCCAGCAAUGUGCAAAGCUGGAGGAAAGACUCAGAACACUCAGACGGACCAGGCAGCAAAGGUCAAAGGUGAACAGGACCUGACAAGUGGGGGAAUUAAUCAAGAGAAGACGGAGAUAGAGGUCCUUCAGAGAUCUCGUCAGGAACAGCUAGCUAAGUGCAAAGAAUUCUCUGUGUUUUCCACGGGCAGUCGAGGCGUGGCCAAGGUCCCCCAGGUUCUGCAGGUCAAAGUGAGUAAUAAAAGUGAGAGUGUCCAAAAGAAAGAUGGGAAUGACAAAGUAACAGCGCCAAAGACAGAUGCAGAGCUCCUUAUGGACAAAUUUGAGAGGAUAGCAGAAGAGGAGAGAAUUUGGCCUUGUCAGAAGGAUAGGAGAGAUAAAGACCAGGCCAAAGAGAUAGAGGGAAAGAGAAAGGAGGAGGAGGUGCUGUCUAAAGAAGAGCAGCGCAGGCUGAGGAAUGAGAAGGCCUUACAGGAACACCUGGACAGGGUAAAGAAUCCGGAAAUGACAGGCAAACAGACCAGACAACCACAAUGUAAAGAUUACUCUAUUUUCACUGCAUCAGGGCUAAAGAGCAAGGACCCGCAUGAUCAACAGUCAACAAAAUGCAAAGAUUUAUCCAUCUUUUCAGCUGAUGCUCAGACGCAGCAGUGCAAAGAUGUCUCCAUGGUUACUGCAACUGCGUCAAGGACUCUGAAAGCUCAAGAGGACAACCCAGCAAUGUGCAAAGCUGGAGGAAAGACUCAGAACAAUCAGACAGACCAGGCAGCAAAGGUCAAAGGUGAACAGGACCUGGACAUUGACACAGACUGGUCAGAGAGUGACUAUGAUAGUGAUGAUGUGUUCCUAACUGACGAAAUAUGGCAAAAGAGGAAAGAGGACUAUGAGAAGAAAAGACAAAACAAUGAUGACACAGUUACCGCAUUACCGAAUACAGAUAGGAUUGAUGGAGAGAUCUCAAGAGAAAAGAGUGGAAAGAUAAAUCAAGAGCAGAUGGCUGCAGUGGAGGGAAAGACUCAGAACCCACAGACAGAGCAGCCAGUAAAGGUCAAAGGUGAAAAUGACCUGACAAGUGGGGGAAUUAAUCAAGAGAAGACGGAGAUAGAGGUCCUUCAGAGAUCUCGUCAGGAACAGCUAGCUAAGUGCAAAGAUUUCUCUGUGUUUUCCACGAGCAGUCAAGGCGUGGCCAAGGUCCCCCAGGUUCUGCAGGUCAAAGUGAGUAAUAAAAGUGAGAGUGUCCAAAAGAAAGAUGGGAAUGCCAAAGUAACAGCGCCAAAGACAGAUGCAGAGCUCCUUAUGGACAAAUUUGAGAGGAUGGCAGAAGAGGAGAGAAUUUGGCCUUGUCGGAAGGAUAGGAGAGAUAAAGACCAGGCCAAAGAGAUAGAGGGAAAGAGAAAGGAGGAGGAGGUGCUGUCUAAAGAAGAGCAGCGCAGGCUGAGGAAUGAGAAGGCCUUACAGGAACACCUGGACAGGGUAAAGAGGACAGGCAAACAGACCAGACAACCACAAUGUAAAGAUUACUCUAUUUUCACUGCAUCAGGGCUAAAGAGCAAGGACCCGCAUGAUCAACAGUCAGCAAAAUGCAAAGAUUUCUCUGUGUUUUCCACGAGCAGUCAAGGCGUGGCCAAGGUCCCCCAGUUUCUGCAGGUCAAAGUGAGUAAGAAAAGUGAGAUUGUCCAAAAGAAAGAUGGGAAUGACAAAGUAACAGCGCCAAAGACAGAUGCAGAGCUCCUUAUGGACAAAUUUGAGAGGAUGGCAGAAGAGGAGAGAAUUUGGCCUUGUCGGAAGGAUAGGAGAGAUAAAGACCAGGCCAAAGAGAUAGAGGGAAAGAGAAAGGAGGAGGAGGUGCUGUCUAAAGAAGAGCAGCGCAGGCUGAGGAAUGAGAAGGCCUUACAGGAACACCUGGACAGGGUAGAGAAUCAAGAAGGGACAGGCAAACAGACCAGACAACCACAAUGUAAAGAUUACUCUAUUUUCACUGCAUCAGGGCUAAAGAGCAAGGACCCGCAUGAUCAACAGUCAGCAAAAUGCAAAGAUGUCUCCAUGGUUACUGCAACUGAGUCAAAGACUCUGAACCCUCAGAAGGACCAGCCAGCAAAGAGCAAAGCUGGGAAAAAUCGCUUUGCUAAAUUCUUCAAAACCCUUGUGUGCAGAAAAACGAAGGCAUAAUGCAUAGUUCCUGACGUUUUCCUUGCUAACAAGUGACCUCUGCAAUUUUACAAAUAUUUUCUGAAAUUCAUUCUCAUGCUUUCCCUUGUUUUCUAUAUCCAUUUCUAUAUAAAAUUCUUCAAGCAUUAUAAAAUAA